Penaeus vannamei (Pacific white shrimp) is the source of this 1130-nucleotide messenger RNA. RefSeq lists its product as uncharacterized. NCBI's taxonomy places the organism in Eukaryota, Metazoa, Arthropoda, Malacostraca, Decapoda, Penaeidae. The record is from RefSeq and is a predicted model, not a curated record.
UGUGGGGUCAGUCCCAGCAGAGACACAACAGGCGGAGUUUGCAGUGUCAUAGACGUGCUGUUUAUAUCAUCGUAAAGCAUUAUUAGGCUUACCUGAGGAGCGGACCAACAGGUAGAGAAGUGUACCUGGGUAUUCAUUCUCAUACGAGCCUAUUUUGACAACCUGUUCGGCCAUUAGAAGCAAACACAGUGGCGAAUAGUGAUAAAGUGGCAAUGUCUCUCAUCGUUAUGGUGUGUUCGACGUAAACAGUGAAUAGGAAUAGUACUGAAAUCUACACGAUAUUUCAAGUUCAUCAUACUAUCGACAGCUUCGCGAUGGUGACCCAGCUUAUAUCCGGCAUCGCCUACGGCAUUCAGGCUGUGACCUUGCCUGGCAGCCCCACCGCCAUCCCUGCCCCCCUCCCCUCCCCUUCCGCCAGCACCAGACUCUACCUGGAGUUCUCGUGCCAAAAUGAGCUCAUUGGGAGGACAGUCUUGAAGCUGGUAGAUUUCGGCAGGCUAGGACGCGAGUUCGACCUCCUGGUGACGGGUCGACUCGGGUACGGCUACAAGGGGUCAAGAGUGUACGCCUGCUGUAGGAACGAGUGGUGUUUGAUGGGGGACCUGAUCUACGACGCCCCCGCCCCGCCCGUGAAGCCUCUGCAGGACUGGGACUGCAGGAGCGCCCUCCCUUCUCAGCCCCCAGAACCGGGGUCUUCCGAGGGAGAGGCAGACGACGGGGCGUUCCUCCCGCGAAAGUUACACCGGGGCUACGGAGGGCUGCCCGAGUGCGAGAAGUCUACCCUGGGCGACGCCGUGGGGUCCGUGGUCCUCGUCGGGUCGGACCUGGACAUGAGCACCGGCGUCUGGACUCUGGGGCCGCAGUUCAAGAUCUGCCUCAGCGAGUCACUCAUACAGUCAGGGCGUGUGGUGGCGCAGGUGGAGGACGGGAUGGGCGUGGUCUCGAGGCUCUCCCAGAUGAGCCUCAAAGGAGACUUUGCUCCGACGCACAGGAUCACCAUCAGCGACUGUGGCUCCUGCUGACGCUCGCGAGGUCAAUCCUACUGACCUGUGUUGCUUCUACUGACCCGGCAGUCGUGGUCAUUUGAGCAAUAUCAUUUUAAUUAGUCGUAAUAUAUUUUUUAGAAUUUA